Messenger RNA from Lutzomyia longipalpis, 4969 nucleotides. It is a transcript of the gene dpp, whose product is annotated as protein decapentaplegic. The coding region runs from base 2710 to 3999 and encodes 429 amino acids. Gene Ontology annotation, cellular component: extracellular region. NCBI's taxonomy places the organism in Eukaryota, Metazoa, Arthropoda, Insecta, Diptera, Psychodidae. The record is from RefSeq and is a predicted model, not a curated record. Gene Ontology annotation, biological process: BMP signaling pathway; SMAD protein signal transduction. Gene Ontology annotation, molecular function: growth factor activity; cytokine activity. The transcript is spliced from 3 exons.
UUCAAAAUCUCGAAAUGUUCUCUCAUUAAAUCAAUGAUUUUUUUUGUAAUAAAAAUAUUCUUUAAAGAUACAUCUUUAAUUAGGGAAUGAAUGAACAUUUUUCUGAAUGAUUCAAAAUUUUGGGGGGAAAUAUUGAGAAUUUUUGAAAUAAAAUUGCAGCUAAGAAUGAACUAGAGUCAAUACUUAAGGUUUAGAAGAACGAGAUAAUUCAAAUGUAUUAAAAGGAAAAGAUUUUCACAUGUUGCUUCUAUGAUUUUCAUGAUUUUAUUCAAAAGAGAAAAUAAGCACUCUCAUGAUUAUCUGAAGAAAAAAAUUAACCAAAAUCAUCAGAAAAAACAUUUAAAAAGUCUCUAAAAAUCUCUAUUUUGCAUCUAAAGCUAAAUUUAUAUUCUUAAUCAAAUUCAAAAAUCUAACAAUCUGCGACAAAAAUACUUUUCAAGAUCUCUUGAAGAAAACCUACAAUUUAUUGUCUUCAUCGUGUUCAGGCUAUACAGGUAUAUACUAUAGUUUGUAAAAUACUCAAGAAGCUCAAGUGGACAACCUUUCUUCCAAGAAAUGCCAAUUACAAAGGGGUGGGUAAUUUAGACACGGCAAAUAUGAUGGGGUAGGUAGUAGAAGUAUAAGCAAGAAGAUAAGUUAACCCUUCAACUGCACGAUUCUUUUCUUUAAAUUAUCUUUAAGAAAUUUAUGAUUUUUCAAAUUUAUUUUCUAGUUAAAUCAUAGUUGAAAAAUUAUGCUUUUAUUAUCUUAAAAAAAUUGCGCUUAAGCAAAUUAAUAUUUUAAUUUAUUUUGUAAGGAAAAGAAACUUUCCAAAGGCUUUGUUAAUAAUUAAUUCAACUUUAUUUCAAUUUCUUAAAUGAUUUGGAAUAUUUCGGUACUAAACAACGACACAUUGCAAUGGAGACGCCUCGUAACUAAGCGCUCCCUUAAUUUAUAUUCAGGUGGAAAGAAAUUAAAGAAAAUCAAAUCUUAGAAUAAUUUAAGAGAAAUGGAGACACCUAGUAAAUAUUUUUUAGCCUCAGAAACAAAUCAAUAAGGACCAGAAAAACGCUAGAAAUAUCUUUAAAAUACAAAAGAAAUCUCAACGAAGAUCGAUGCUCAACUUUGUCUUUAUAUUAACUUUAAACAUGAUGGAGACGCCUGGUAGUCUCAUCGUCACUAUUUUCCUUCGUCUUAAAGUGUUUGAAAUUCUAAAUUGAAUGUAAAAAAAGAAAACUUCGGAUAAAAGAAGAAAUCCAUUGUAGAAGUUUUUUUUUAGCAAUUUAAUAAAAAUAUUCUGAAUCCCCUCAAGUGCUCAAAAUGUAAGAAUUUUAUUGAAAAAUUCCUCAAUUAACAUUUUUUUAUUAAAAAUAAUUUUUUUAAAGCUCAAAAAAAAUUAUUUACAGACAUAAAAUAACAAAUUUAUUUAGUAAAAUCAUGAAAGGGUUAAUGGGAAUUAAAGUGAAGACGCAUGGUGGUGUGGUGGAUCUGUGUAGUUGGAUACUGGAUGCACCGCGAUGCAACCAUCCGGGAGUGUGCCUGGAGACAAUUGGGUGUGUGCCAUGGAGGCGAGGAAGAAUGGGGAAAAAAGGUACACAAUAGCAUGGGUAAAUUGGGAAGAUGAAGUGGAGAAAAAAAGAUGAGAAGAAGCAUACGAUCGUGCCUGUGAUUGGUCACCACUGGUGGGCUCACGGCAUGGGAACAGGAGGAGUUUAUCCUUGGCGGUUCUUUUUGGACACAAAUCACAUUAUAGGGUAUGCUCGCUGUGCCUUUUGUGAAGAAGAUCUCUUCGCGAGCAUAAGUUUUCGCCCUCCUUCUUACAACUCACCACUCUAAUUUAGCUAUAUGUAUGCUGGGUAGAUAUAUAUACGCCCGGCUGUGUGUGUGUGUGUGUGUCCAGGUGAGACUCAUACAGGUAUAACAUACAGCCGGUGUGCGGCAUGCAAAGGAACUUCCAUCCAUUACCGAUUCGUCUUAAAGUCUACCUGGGCCGAUAAAGGUUGUGAAAAUGCGAUCGUUGAAAAGAGGAACACAAUAUAUGUAUGAAUGUUCCAAUAUUGAGGUAAUAUAGUGUGUGUGUGUGUGGUGGUGUGCAUGUGUGGGGGCACACCAACCAAUAAUAUUGUACGGGCGAGAGCUUUGUGGAAUUGGUAGAAAAUAAAGCACAUGAGAACGACACGGCAAACUAUUCAUUAGUUAGUCAGCGCUUAUGGUGUGUUAGCUGAGGCCGCAGACAGACAGUCGGUUUCGUGAUCUUGGGUACGUCAUAACCGACGUUCCAGUGUUAUUUUGAACCAGUCAUCUGCAGCUUGUCUAACUCAUUGGAUGUACGCGCAAGUGGCAAUUUUCGACAGCACCCGUCGCGUAAUCUCUCUCACACACAAAACGCCACAGCUUCAUAUUAAGUGAUAAUUUGUGCGGACACUUUUCAAUUAGCAUACCAACCAAUUCUCGUGAUUAACGGCAAACCGGACAAGUGAUUCUGGCUCUCUCAGAGAAUUGAGGGACAUUUGGACACUAAAUUCACAACAGUUUCUGUGCCUCACUCAGCUCAAGUUUUAUUGCAAAGCUCCUCCAAGAAAAAAAAAAGCCAAUCAAUGCAUUUUAUAUGCGAGACAUUUUCGCAAAUUUUUCUGAGAUGUGUGGAUUACAUAAAGUGCCCAAUUUUGGAGUGAAAUAAUUCAUUUUGAACGAAUUAAAAAAAAAUAGCAGAAAGAGUUGCGAGCGACCAUGCGCACGUGGCUUUUUGUCAUCGCAGUGCUGGCGACUUCACAACCAUUUGCCCAAGUUGCUAGCACGGAGUCACAGAGCAAACCCCAAAUAUCGCUCCUAUCGUCACUAACUACCUCCACAGAAAAAGUUGUAUCACAUAGGCAUAGUGAUAAGAAGAGUCACAGUCAGGACAAGGGGUCCAACGAGGAGCAAAAGGAGAAACCACAAAUUCCCGAUCCGGCCAUAUUGGCGGGACUUGAAGGAAAUUUUCUAUCGCUUUUUGGUCUCAAUAAGCGACCCAUUGUCGACAGAUCCAAGAUCGUCAUCCCGGAAGCCAUGAAGCAGCUUUAUGCCGAAAUUACCGGCCACGAUGUGGACUCUGUGAAUAUACCAAAGCCUGGAUUGCACUCCAAAUCAGCGAACACAGUUCGAAGUUUUACACACGAAGAUAGUAAAAUUGAUAAUAGAUUCCUGCAUCAUCAUCGCUUUCGGCUUUUCUUCAAUGUGUCCACAAUACCACAGAGUGAGGAAUUAAAAGCCGCAGAACUGACGCUUAGUCGAGCAACAGUAGUUGAGGGGGAGACAAAUGUGAGGCAUCAGGUACUCGUGUACGAUAUCCUGAGGCCGGGAAUUAAGGGGAAACGCGAUCCCAUUUUCCUCCUCAUAGACUCCAAGACAGUGCUGAUAAAUGGCACUGGCACCGUCAGCUUGGACGUCCUACCAGCCGUUCAGCGGUGGUUGCGUCAACCAAAGCAAAACUACGGACUCCUCGUCCAUGUGGACUCAGCCGGCAGGACAGCAGCUGAGGGUCCCGUCCACAGGCAUGUGCGCCUGAAGCGCAGUGCCAGUGAGACACGGCAGGAGUGGGAUCAGCAGCAACCUCUCUUGUUUGCCUACACAGACGACGGACGCAAUAAGCCGCGAUCGAUACGGGAUGUGAAUCGUUCGCGUAGGGCGUCCCUACGGCGAGGGCAUAGGAGGAAAAACUUUCACGAAAUCUGCCAGCGGAGGGCACUUUAUGUGGAUUUUGCCGAUGUGGGAUGGAAUGAUUGGAUUGUAGCACCACCUGGGUAUGAUGCCUACUACUGCCACGGUGAGUGCACGUUCCCCAUGCCCGAUCAUCUGAACUCCACAAAUCACGCUGUGGUUCAGACGUUAGUCAACUCCCUGAACCCGAGUCUUGCGCCAAAAGCAUGCUGUAUCCCCACGCAGCUCGCCUCAAUCUCCAUGCUGUACCUGGAUGAGUACAACAAGGUGGUGCUGAAGAACUACCAAGAUAUGACGGUCGUGGGCUGUGGGUGCCGAUGAAUUUACGUGCGUGCGUGAGUGUGAAGUGGAAGAAAAAACUUUUGUUCUCUAGUUCGUGUUUUUACUUUUAAGUGAAAGCUGUUUGCUUGACUGAUGCAUACCCAGAUAGACGUUCCUCAUUUUUUUUCUUUUACAAAGAACCAUCAUUAAAAAAAAAAACUCUUGCAACCUGCGAAAAUUUCGCAGAAUUUCUUAUUUUAUUUGUUUUACAACGAAUUAGGAUGCAUUAGGAGUGUAUGAGUCAUUGCACCGUUUAAAGUGUGUAAAAAAAAAUUUAAAUAUAAAUCCCCCUCAAUUACAAAAUUCAUCAUUCUCUCUAUCUCGAAAUAGUUUGUUCAGUUUAAGUGUCUUAUAUAGUCAUGUUUUAGUUGAUGUACUGAAAAAAAAAUCCUCCCCAAACAAUCUGUGUCCAUUUUUUUUUAAAAGAAAAAAUAAAAAGAAUCACCCACAAUGCAAAAGGAAGUUUUGAGAGGGCGAUGUGUAUAAAUUAUGUGUAAUAUAUUUGUUAUUACAACUAUAUUGUGUUAGUACCUGGAUAUAAGGAUUAUCUCGGCAUGAUGAAAACAAUAUUUAUUUCAGCAAAUUAAAUUUUAAUUAUGAAAUAGUUGAAUUACAUAUUGCCAUAGGGUGUUAAAAUUUCAGAGAAAUUUCAUUUUAGCUAUGUAGGCCCCUAAUUGUAGGAGAUCUAACAAGUAUUUCAUAGAAGCAGAGUAAAGAAAAAAAUCUUUGUAUUUUUUUCUUUGCAAAAAACAAUAUCAAUUUGCAAAUCUUGAUUUUAGUAUUUAGGAAUGAAAACCUUUUAGCUUUUAAAACUGAUGCCACUGUGUAAAAAAUUUUGUAAAUAUAAAUAAAAAAAAGCUUCUUGAUGGACAAGCAGAAACAAAAUAUAAAUACGAUUUUAUAACAAUGAUGUAUGUAUAAAAAAAAUUUCGAUGAACAAUGAAGAAGAUUAAAAAGGAAAAACCAAAAA